GAGUCGCACGCGCGCGCGGCAGCCUUCGUGCCGGAUCCCAGCGAUGUCUUUAUAGCGACAGUGCCAAAGUCGGGAACCACGCUGCUGCAGAUGCUCUGUCACGCCAUUCGCACCCAGGGCCUACACACAGAUUUCGAGGACAUCUACCAAGUGGCACCAUGGGAUCAGAUGGCCUGGGACCUGGGUCAGAGCCUGGAGGCUGAGCAAGUGGCGCGUCCGCGGCUCUUCAAGUCGCAUCUACGACUGGCAUCGCUGAAUCGCGGCGCCAAGUACAUUUGCAGCAUCCGCGAGCCGGAAGCGGUCGUCCGAAGCUGGUGGCGCUUCCUGCGGCAGAAGGAUGUCCCUGCUGUGAGGUGCUAUACGAGCAUCUCAGAGUUCGUCUAUGACAAGGAUUACUUUGCCGAAGGCAUGCGCUUCGGAGCUUCGCUUUGGGACUACUACGUGGAGUACGCCAAGUGCCUGGACCUGCCGCAGCUGCUCGUCGUCUGCUUCGAGGAUCUCGACUCGAAUCUCGAAGGUGAGCUGCCGCGCUUGGUAGAGUUUUUGGGGCUGCCGCCCUUGGAUGCUGAAGCAACACAGCGAGUCCUUCAUCUGUGCAGCCGGCAGAGCAUGUUG
This is a messenger RNA of Symbiodinium sp. CCMP2456, 615 nucleotides long. The record is from the annotation of a GenBank genome assembly. NCBI's taxonomy places the organism in Eukaryota, Dinophyceae, Suessiales, Symbiodiniaceae.